Messenger RNA from Linum trigynum, 1197 nucleotides. The record is from the annotation of a GenBank genome assembly. Lineage: Eukaryota; Viridiplantae; Streptophyta; Magnoliopsida; Malpighiales; Linaceae.
GCAGUUCAGUUCUUGACGCAAGUUGUGGGUAUCAGCCGAGUUUCAUUUGGAGAUCGCUCAUGAGUGCCCAAGAGUUUUUGUGCAGUGGGAUCCAAUAGCGUAUCGAUAAUGUACUCAAUGUGAGAAUUUGGGGAGAUAAAUGGCUCCCAUCGGCUGAAGGUAUGUUUGUCCCAUCGCCACCUGUUGGUUUGCCGGUGGACUCAGCUGCGCUGGAGCUAAUCGAGCCAGAGACGAAACAGUAAGACGUCAACCUCCUUGAUAGUUGUUUCCAGGCUGCUAUAGUCGAGACAAUAAAGCAUGUCCCGUUGAGAGGACAGGGGGAGAAGGAUACACUGAUUUGGAAUUGGAGCCGCGAUGGGGACUUUGUGGUGAAGGUAGGUUAUAACCAAUGGUUGAAGACCUUUAAAGUAGAACAAGGCCUAGUCAUACAUGGGGAUGAAAGCACGUGGAAGCAUAUGUGGGGAAUGACAAUCCCGCCGAAGAUUAAACACUUUAUGUGGAGAUUCAUGAGGAACGCCCUUCCUACAGGAGAUCGUGUUAGCGAGAAGAGUACGAGAUGUAGUGACAAAUGUCCCUUUUAUGAUAUUCGUGAGACCCAAAUUCACUUCUUUGCGGAGUGUCCCUGGACGACAAGAUUAUGGCGGCAGUCUACACUUUCUGGUUGCUUUGAAGCACGGAGGAGCGACGAUUGUUUAGAGUGGGCGAAGCGGGUAAUGACUGCGGUGGAUGGAGGGACGUUUGAGGAGUGGUGCUCGUUGUUGUGGACUUUAUGGAAAGAGCGGAACGCUCAGUUGUUCAAUGGGCAAAAGAUGCCAGAAGAAGAGAUUGUGACCUGAGGAUCUACUUACCUUGCAGUCUAUAGACAACAACAGGGGAAUGAACAGAUAGCUAGAACACCCCCAACUGUUGAAGCGACAAAGAGAUGAGAGCGCCCAUGAGAGGGGUCCAUCUCGAUAACCACAGACGUAGGGGUAUUCCCGACAGGAGGAGCAGGACUCGGUGUGGUUAUUAGUGAUGGAAUCAGGCGCUUUGUCCUCGCAGCUGCGAAGAAAGUCAAAGGGAAGUGGACGGCGCUGAUGGCGGAAGCUUUUGCUGCUGAGUUUGGAGUGCAGCUGGCCUAGCAACUUCAAAUGACGCGGCCGAUACUGGAAUCUGAUAGCCAAACCUUGACACAAUUAAUGAACAGUGCGGAGCAAU